This is a messenger RNA of Rotaria sordida, 170 nucleotides long. The record is from the annotation of a GenBank genome assembly. NCBI's taxonomy places the organism in Eukaryota, Metazoa, Rotifera, Eurotatoria, Philodinida, Philodinidae.
AUGGUUUCAACAAUAAUUCGUUGUUUCAUAUUCAUUCUAUUCAGCCUUACAGUUCGAGUGAAAUCUCAAUUCUGCAAUGGGAUUGCUCAGUAUAAUCAAUGUUCGUUAAAUAGUGCAUGUGCCUGUUUCCAUAUAGCAGGUGCUAUUAACACUGGCAUUUGUACCGCUAU